Molecule: messenger RNA, 7071 nt
Organism: Panicum virgatum (switchgrass)
Lineage: Eukaryota; Viridiplantae; Streptophyta; Magnoliopsida; Poales; Poaceae
Product: TATA-binding protein-associated factor BTAF1-like
Exons: 29
Coding region: 1493-6763 (1756 amino acids)
Molecular function (GO): TBP-class protein binding; ATP binding; DNA binding
Source: RefSeq, a predicted model, not a curated record
ACCCCAGAGCCAGAGCCACAGGCAGCCCGAGCCCCCCCGACACAGCGACUCGACCACACCAAGCCGAGAAGCCAGGCCACGAGCCCCCCGACCCGGGGAUCCGGCUGGGCGCGCGCGUGCGCGGUGGAUUGGGCUCCGCUCGCCACCCCCGACCCCACGCGCCCCUCCCUCGCGAGGGCUCGCCCCCCUCCCUCCACCCCCUCCCCGCGAUCCCCUUCUUCGCCGCCCGGCGCCGCCGCACCCGCGCCGCCACUGGGCGCCUCUCUCCUAAGGCCCCUUCAGAGAUGGUAUAAUUUACCUACCAACUACUAACUAAAGGUGGUGAAGUAUCCCUUCCCUAAGUACACUCCCUCGGAUGACACGUCUGCUAGUCUGCAUCAUUUAUGGCCCAGAAUUCGUCCCGUCUUCACCGCCUCCUCACAUUACUGGACACUGGUUCGACACAAACGACAAGGUUUGCGGCUGCACGCCAAAUUGGAGAAAUUGCUAAGUCCCAUCCCCAGGAGCUAAAUGCAUUGCUUAAAAAGGUUUCUCAGUACACUCGUAGUAAAAGUUGGGACACGAGGGUUGCAGCAGCUCAUGCGAUUGGUGCGAUAACAGAGAAUGUCAAACACACAUCAUUAAAGGACCUAUAUGCUUCUGUGGAAGCAGAAAAACAUGUUUCUGGGCUGUCUGAUGGAAGUGAUGAUGCUAGUUCAUUGCCACAUGCUGAUACUGCAGCAACAUCUGAUCUUGCUUUUGGAAGCUUCGACAUAAACAGGGUAUUGGAAUUUGGAUCUCCUUUAUUGGCAUCGGGUGGACAGGAAUAUGACAUUGCAAAUGACAAUGGCAAGAAUCCAGCAGAGCGCCUUGCUCGCCAAAAGAAAAAUCUUUGGCGCCGUUUAGGACUGGAUGUAUGUGAGCAGUUUAUGGAUGUUAAUGAUGUCAUCAAAGACGAGGAUCUGCUUGCCCAAAAAAAUUAUUGGGGUUCGCAUGCACAAAAUAAUGGAUUUAAUUCAUUCAAUACUGGUCGUAAUAUCCAGCAAUUGGUUUCCACCAUGGUUCCUAGGUAUCACAAGCAACCUAACUUUCGCUCUAGGCGAUUAAGUGCCAGGGAGCUCAAUAUGCUGAAGCGUAAAGCAAAGAGUAAUGCAAAAGAUCAUACAAAGACUGUAUCUGAGGGGGAUGAGGUUACACUAAAGAGUCCCGCACCAUCCAAUGGAGCUACUUCUGACCAAAGCGGUGCACAGAAUGUAUGAAUUAUCGAACGUGCCAUUUUGUCUCUAAGAUCUUGGGAUUUCCUGUAUGUUCCUGAUAUAUCAUAUUUAAUGUAAAAAUAGAUUCCAGACUAAUCAGAGGGCUCAGUGCAGCUAUUUUCUGUUCAACUCUUAUAGCUCUUAAUUUCUCUAAAUGCAAUUGCUAGCAUGGCCUGUAUGUCUACUCAUGUGGCAGUGUGCUGGUGCAUGGGUGGGUCAGUGUGCUGCCACUUGCGCUAGAUGCAUUGGAUAUAACUAUGGAUGAAGACAAUCUGGAGUACAGUGAAAAUGGGAGAUGGCCUUUUCAACAAUUUGUGGAUCAGCUUAUUCAUGAUAUGUUUGACCCUAUUUGGGAAGUUCGCCAUGGUACAAUUAUGGCUUUAAGGGAAAUUUUGACACAUCAAGGUGCUUGUGCUGGAGUAUAUUUUCCUGAUCUGAGCUUGCCUUCUGCUAUUUUGGAUGGUAAGACCAACUUUGAGUUCCUUAAAAGGGCUCAUAAUAUUGAUCUAAACGAUGAUCAUGUGGAUCACCUCGAGCCAGUGUUUAAGAGGCAUAAGAAAGAGCAAAAUCCUUCUGAAUCUAUGUAUAUGGACUAUGAUAAGGAGAUGUUUAACGACGGUCAUUCAAAAACAGAGGCAAAUCUGAGCAAUGUGCCUACUUUAUCAACUGGUGAAUUAAGUUCUGCUCAUGUAAAAGUCGAGCCUGAUUUCUGUGUUGAUGAUUCAACCGACCCUGCUAAAGAGGAUUCAUCAUGUAAGCCAGUACAUGGAAAACUCAACUCCACAUCAAAUCCAAUGUCUCAUAUGCAUGCUCCAGAAAAUUCAAAAUUCAUGAAACUGAUGAAAUUAGCCAAAUAUUCUUAUAUGAAGAAUUGGGAAUUUCUUCAGGAUUGUGCAAUUCGCUUCCUUUGUGUACUUUCACUGGAUCGCUUUGGUGAUUAUGUAUCAGAUCAAGUGGUGGCCCCAGUUCGUGAAACAUGUGCUCAAGCUCUUGGUGCUGUGCUGAAGUACAUGCACCCUUCUUUAGUAUGUCAUACACUGAAUAUCUUGCUGCAAAUGCAGCGCAGACAAGAGUGGGAAGUUCGUCAUGGGAGUCUCCUUGGCAUUAAAUACUUGGUUGCUGUUCGGCAGGAAAUGCUUAAAUAUUUGCUUGACUAUAUCAUUCAUGCUUGUAAAGCUGGUCUGGAGGAUCCUGAUGAUGAUGUCCGAGCAGUGGCUGCUGAAGCCCUGAUCCCAGCUGCUGACUCUUUAGUUAGGCUGAAUGAUCAAAUGCUGCAUUCAAUCGUGAUGUUGCUUUGGGAUAUAUUGCUUGACCUUGAUGAUCUAAGCCCAUCUACGAGCAGUGUAAUGAACUUGUUAGCAGAAAUAUAUUCGCAGCCAGAGAUGGUCCCAAAGAUGCUCGGCACAGCAACUUCAGGGGAAAUGGGAGAAUUUGAUCUAAACAAAUUAACUCAGACUGCUGAGCAAGAAGGGAGAUUGACAUCUAGUGAGAACCCUUACGGUCUAGCCACACUGACACCCCGUCUGUGGCCCUUUAUGAGACAUAGUAUUACUUCAGUUCGGCGUUCUGCCAUACGUACACUGGAGAAGCUUCUUGAAGUUGGGAACAGUAGGAGUUUAUCUGGAACUGUCCCUUCUAAAUUCUGGCCAACCUCAAUAUUAGGAGAUGCACUGCAGGUUGUCUUCCAGAACCUACUUUUGGAGUCAAAUGAUGAAAUUCUUCAGUCCUCUGAAAGGGCUUGGAAACUUCUACUUCAGUGCCCUGAGAAGGACCUUGAAUAUGCUGCGAAGCUAUAUUUUAGUAAUUGGGUACAACUUGCUGCCACUCCAUUUGGCUCAGCAUUGGAUUCAACAAAAAUGUUUUUACCAGUUGCCCUUCCCCGAGGAAGUCGUUCAAGAGCUGCUGCAAAGAUCAGAUCUGCUAAUCUAGAGCAUGAGUGCACAAGAAUGAUCUCGUUUGGUUCCACAGGGGAAAGUACUUCUCAUGAAAAACAUUUUGAUGUUCCCUCAAGUAUUUCUAAGAUAAUUGUUGGUGCUGAUUCUGACAAAUCUGUUACUCAUACACGAGUUCUUACAUCAAUGGCACUUGGGCUUUUUGCAUCUAAGUUGCCUGUAGGCUCAUGGCAAUUUGUUCUAAGUCCACUAGCAAAUGAUCUCAUGUCUCUCUCAGGAGUUCAGAGACAGGUGGCUUCAAUGGUUAUCGUUUCUUGGUUUAAGGAUCUGAGAGGUAGAGAUCCUGUAUCAGUGGGUACAUUACUAGCUUUCCUAUCUUCCGUGAAAGAGUGGUUACUGGACUUGUUGACCUGCUCCGAUCCAGCAUUACCUACAAAGGAUUCUGUGCUUCCAUAUUCUGAACUUUCAAGGACAUACACGAAGAUGCGCAAUGAAGCCAAUAAUUUGCUUCACUCAAUUGAUUCUUGUCCUGUUUUCAAAGAUUAUAUUAAUGGCUCAAACCUUAAUGUUGAUGUGCUGGGUGUUGAUGAUGCUAUUAACUUUGCAUCAAAGCUUUUUUUACCAUCGGAAUCUGAUCUUCCUUCAGAAAGUGAAAGAAUUGUCCUGAAUAACAUAGAAUCAGCAAAACAAGGUCUAUUGUCUACGUCAGGUUACUUGAAAUGUGUUCAGAAUAAUUUGCAUGUGACGGUUUGUUCUUUAGUGGCUUCUGCUGUAGUCUGGAUGUCAGGUUUGCCUAGUAAGUUGAACCCAGUCAUUUUACCUUUAAUGGCUGCCAUAAAAAGAGAACAGGAAGAAGUACUUCAAGAUAAAGCUGCUGAUGCACUUGCCGAGCUCAUUUGUAGCUGUGUUGGCCGCAAGCCUGGCCCCAAUGACAAGCUAACCAAGAAUCUCUGCACAUUGACAUGCACUGAUGCUAGUGAGACACCGCAAGCUGCAAUAAUUAACUCAAUGCAGGUUGUUGAGGACCAGAAUUUACUGUCAAUUGGAAAGCGUUUUAGCAGUCAUAGGUCCAGGGGUCAUACGGUUUCUGGUAGUGAAGAAAGGUCAAAAAUGGAGGGCUUUAUUAGCCGCCGUGGAUCAGAGUUAGCUUUCAAGCAUCUCUGUGAGAAAUUUGGACCGUCAUUGUUUGAAAAACUUCCCAAAUUAUGGGAUUGCCUUACUGAGUUUCUUAAACCAGUAAAAACCGAAGAUGGUCCAAAAGAUGAUACGAGUAUUGCACAGCUGGGCAGAUCGUACGAGGAUAAGGAUCCACAGUCACUCAUAAAUAAUAUCCAGGUCGUUCGUUCAAUUACGCCUCACUUGGCUGAGCCCUUAAGGCCUCAACUGCUAAGUCUCCUUCCCUGUAUUCUUGGGUGUGUUCGUCAUCCUCAUGUGGCUGUUAGACUAGCUGCUGCAAGGUGCAUCACAUCCAUGGCAAAGUCAUUGGCUGAUGAUGUGAUGGUUCUGGUGAUAGAGAAUGUCAUUCCGAUGUUGUCUGAUCUAUCUUCUGUUUGUGCAAGACAAGGGGCUGGGAUGCUUUUGAGCCUUCUUGUUCAGGGUUUGGCUGUGGAGUUGGUUCCUUAUGCUCCGUUCCUUGUUGUUCCACUUCUGAAGUGUAUGAGUGACCCAGAUGGUUCUGUUAGGCAGACUGUGACUCACAGUUUUGCUGUUCUCGUUCCUUUGCUGCCAUUAUCAAAGGGUGCUUCAUUACCAGGUGGACUAAGUGAACGCUUAUCUAGCAGUGCUGAAGAUGUGCAGUUUCUGGAACAGCUCCUCGACAACUCCCAAAUUGAUGAUUUCAAGCUCAACAUCGAUCUUAGUGUUGAAUUGCGAAGGUAUCAGCAAGAAGGGAUCAACUGGCUCGCAUUCCUUAGACGAUUUAAGUUACAUGGAAUUUUGUGUGAUGAUAUGGGGCUCGGUAAGACACUCCAAGCAUCUGCUAUCGUAGCAAGUGACAUUGCCGAAUCGCGUGCUCGGAAUGAUGAGAAAGAUCCGACAUCUUUGAUAAUAUGCCCUUCUACAUUAGUGGCCCACUGGGAAUAUGAAAUAGAGAAGUACAUAGACAGCUCUAUCAUGAAACCUCUUCAGUACGUUGGUUCUUCACAGGACAGAGUCACACUCCGUAGUCAAUUCGAUAAGUUUAAUGUUAUCAUAACAUCGUAUGAUAUUAUACGCAAGGAUAUUGAUUUUCUUGGGAAUAUCCCUUGGAACUACUGUGUUCUGGAUGAAGGGCACAUAAUCAAAAACUCAAGAUCUAAAAUCACGUCUGCUGUGAAACAGCUGAAAGCACAACACCGCCUUAUCUUGAGUGGCACUCCUAUCCAGAAUAAUGUCUUGGAGCUAUGGUCUUUAUUUGACUUCCUUAUGCCUGGGUUUCUUGGUACAGAAAAACAAUUCCAAGCUACAUAUGGAAAACCAUUACUAGCAGCCAAAGAUUCUAAAUGUUCAGCAAAGGAUGCUGAAGCUGGUAUUCUUGCAAUGGAAGCGUUGCAUAAGCAGGUCAUGCCAUUUCUACUGAGAAGAACAAAGGAUGAAGUUUUGUCUGAUCUUCCAGAGAAGAUUAUCCAGGAUAGAUAUUGCGAUCUGAGUCUGUUGCAGCUCAAACUUUAUGACAAAUUCUCGAGCUCCAAUGCAAAAGAGGAGAUUUCAACUAUAGUGAAAGCAAAUGAAUCGGAGGAAUCUGCACCUCAGCCAAAGGCAACUCGUCAUGUGUUUCAGUCAUUGCAGUACCUAUUAAAACUCUGCAGCCAUCCUUUACUUGUAACUGGAGAGAACCCUCCUGAUCAUCUUGUUGAUCUUCUGAAAGAAAUAGGUGUGGGGUCCGGCGGUGAGCUUCAUGAGCUCCACCACUCACCUAAGCUUGUUGCUCUUCAAGAAAUACUUCAGGAGUGCGGUAUAGGGUCAGAAAUAUCAAGUCCUGAUGCAUCGACGGCUAUUGGGCAACACAGAGUUUUGAUUUUUGCUCAGCAUAAGGCUUUUCUUGACAUUAUUGAGAAGGACCUGUUUCAAUCUCAUAUGAAAAGUGUGACAUAUUUACGGCUGGAUGGCUCUGUUGAAGCUGAGAAGAGAUUUGAAAUUGUUAAAGCAUUCAAUUCAGAUCCAACCAUUGAUGUACUUCUGUUAACAACCCAUGUUGGCGGGCUUGGCUUGAAUUUGACAUCUGCUGACACAUUGGUCUUCAUGGAACAUGAUUGGAACCCAAUGAAGGAUCUUCAGGCGAUGGACAGAGCACACCGUUUGGGGCAAAGGAAAGUGGUGAAUGUUCACCGUCUCAUCAUGCGUGGUACCCUUGAGGAGAAGGUGAUGAGUCUCCAGAGGUUCAAGGUGUCAGUUGCCAAUGCUGUCAUCAAUGCUGAGAACUCCAGCUUGAAGACCAUGAACACUGACCAACUGCUUGAUCUGUUCACAUCUACCCCUGCUUCGAGAAAAGCAUCGGUCCUUCCACGGGGCUUGAGUAGUGACCAGAGUAAAGAUCCAAAGAAAUCUGGUGGCAAAGGCUUGAAGUCCAUUCUCAAUGGAUUGGAUGAGCUUUGGGAUCAGUCACAGUAUGCUGACGAGUAUGAUCUGAACCAGUUCCUUGCGAAGCUCAACGGCUGAACAUAGAGGAUCACUGGCUUGUGUACAGUGUAAAGUAAAUUGGGACGUGCGGUCAAGGUGGUUCGCUAAUUUUGUUGCCAACCUCAGUAAUUUCUUUUGUUGUUUGAUAGGGUAAGGGAAAGAGAAGAUCGCAAGAUCAAAUGCGACAUGGCUAACAUAUAGGUGAUUGAGGUAUACGGCCUCAGUUUUUGUUUAGUCUUUUGUUAGGAGGCGGCUUAGGUCUGGUCGUCAAGAGGCUGUAAAGUUUUUGAGGAGUUGUACAUACUUUCUGCUUACCUAUUAAUCAAAGCUGCAACUUCUUACAAAUA